AUGCAUAUGUCCUUCUGGUGGGGCAAGAAAAUCGAGAAUUUCUUGAUUUAUGGCUUAAGUGUGAAUUCAGUGGGUGGUGUAUUGGCUUUGUGUCUUGGUUGUGCCUUGCUCGCAUUCCUAUUUGAGUGGAUCAAACUCAUCCAGGCCAAAGAGAAGCAGAAAGAAUUGAUUAUUCGUGCCAAACAGAUAAAAACUAUUUGCCCACCCAAGGAAGAUGCUUCUUUACUGCCUGAUAAUGCCACAAUGCACAAACCUUUGGAUUUGUCAAUGAGAAACAGAAUAUCAAUAUAUGCUUGUGAUACUUCCCUGUGGCUGGUUCUGCACAAUCUUGGAUACUUGAUAAUGCUCACAAUAAUGGCAUUCAACUUAUGGAUAUUUCUGUCUGUGCUGGUUGGAGGUGGUUUGGGUUAUUUUGUCUUUGGGCAGAUGUUCAUGAAGUUGAACCUGGAGAACUGCCAAGUGAUAAGAGACACCUAUUGCAUGAGCACAUGUUCUAAACCAGGUAUUAAGAUGUUGUGA
Molecule: messenger RNA, 519 nt
Organism: Dalotia coriaria
Lineage: Eukaryota; Metazoa; Arthropoda; Insecta; Coleoptera; Staphylinidae
Exons: 2
Coding region: 1-519 (172 amino acids)
Biological process (GO): copper ion transmembrane transport
Cellular component (GO): plasma membrane
Molecular function (GO): copper ion transmembrane transporter activity
Source: RefSeq, a predicted model, not a curated record